This is a messenger RNA of Carica papaya (papaya), 2969 nucleotides long. RefSeq names its product Protein phosphatase 2C family protein. The record is from RefSeq and is a predicted model, not a curated record. Lineage: Eukaryota; Viridiplantae; Streptophyta; Magnoliopsida; Brassicales; Caricaceae. Gene Ontology annotation, molecular function: cation binding.
UAUAGUCGUUGCUCUCUCCUCACUGCUUCAACUUUCACCACCAAUGGAGAAUAACAAACCCGCUAAAAAUUUUCACUCUUCUUCUUCUUCUUCUUCUCGGUUUUUUUCAUUAGGUCCAAAUUCUAACUCAUUGAAGCGAAAGAGACCGCCCAAGAUCGAGAUCCCCAACGUCCUACAAGAAAUCCAAACGGACCAACUUAAGUUCAGAGACCUCAUGUCCCAGAAUGACACUAUUCAUUUCAGUGGGACUGGUGUCGGUGUCUUCUCCCUAAAAGGCAAGAAGAAGUUCAUGGAAGAUACCCACAAGAUCAUUUCCUGUUUACACGGCAACUCAAACAAAGGUUUCUUCGGCGUUUAUGAUGGUCAUGGAGGUAGAAUGGCAGCAGAGUUUGUUGCAGAGAAUCUGCAUACCAACAUUUUCGACAUGAUGAAGGAUUGCAGAGGGGCUAAGGACAAGGAGGCAGCUGUUAAAGCCGCAUACUUAAAAACAGACCAGGAGUUCUUGGAAGAGGGUCUAGUCAGUGGUGUCUGUUGUGUCACAGCCUUGAUAGAUGAUCAAGAGGUUGUUGUUUCAAACUUAGGAGAUUGCAGGGCAGUCUUAUGUAGAGGAGGAGUUGCUGAAGCCCUAACAACUGAUCAUAAAGCAGGAAGGGAGGAUGAGAGGAAAAGGAUAGAGAAUACGGGAGGAUAUGUUGAGAUCCACCGAGGAGCUUGGAGAGUUCAUGGGGUACUUUCAGUUUCAAGAAGUAUUGGAGAUGCUCAUCUGAAGAGCUGGGUACUAGGUGAGCCUGAUACAACAAUCCUUCAUUUGACUACAGAUAUGGAGUUUCUUGUAUUGGCUUCUGAUGGACUUUGGGAAGAGGUUGGCAAUCAAGAAGCUAUAGAUGUCGUGUCACAGUUACUAAUUAGGAAAAAGUUAGAAUCCUCUGAAGAUAUUUAUAAUGACAAUAGCAAGGACUAUGGCUGUGUAAAUAUAAGUCCUUCCUCAAAGCUACGAAGGGUUUCACUAGUGAAACAGCAGGAAGAGGCAAGUCAACCUCCAAGAUAUAAGAGAAAUGAUAUCUGGAAAGUUGGUGAUGAUGACUUUCCUAGUGAAAAUAGAAGCCUGACAUCAAAGGCAGCCUGUGUAAAUAUAAGUCCGUCAUCAAAGUUACAUAGGGUUUCACUAGUUAAACGGCAGAAAGAGGCAAGUCAAUCUCCAAGAUACAAGAGAAAUGAUAUCUGGAAAGAUGGUGAUGAUGACUUUCCUAGCGAAAAUGGAAACCCGACAUCAAAAUCAGGCUGCAUAAAUAUAAGUCCUUCAUCGAAGUUACGAAGGGUUUCGCUAGUGAAACAGCAGAAAGAGGUAAGUCAAUCUCUAUAUAAGAAAAGUGAUAUAUGGAAAGAUGGUGACAAUGACUCUCCUAGUGAAAAUGGAAGCCCACCAUCAAACUCACGAAGAAUUUCAUUAGUGAAGCGCUUAAACAUUAGAGAUGAGUCUCCUUGUCAUGAAAACAGCAGCUACAAGAAGAGCCCUGCUUCUGUUGGCCUUAUGGCUGCUUGUAAAGAGCUUGUGAACCUUGCAGCAAGUAGAGGUAGCUUGGAUGAUAUCACUGUAAUGAUAAUUGAUUUGAACCACUUCAGAUGCAGCAGCUGAUUUUAUUCAACUGCAAUACCUGCUUGCUUUUCAUCAACUGAUCAGAGGCAAGCCGAUGAUCUGGCUGCUACUACGAUAACCAGGUCAGGUCAGAGUAUAUUCAUGUCUGUGUACCAAACAAAACUAGCCGGCCAGUGCCGUUUGAUCACCAUUACAUGGUGCAAGAACCUAAUGCUCCAUGGUUUGUCUGUUUCUGUCCAAGCAACUGAUGGAGAUGAGCAUUACCAGUGCAAGGUUGAGCUAAAGCCGUGGUACUUCUGGAGAAAACAAGGGUCCAAGCAAUUUAUAGUGGAUGGAAGGAAAGUUGAUGUGGUUUGGGAUCUUAAGGCUGCAAAAUUUGAUGGCAAAGUCGAGCCCAAGUCAGAUUACUAUGUUGCCAUUGUUUGCGAAGAAGAGGUUGUUUUGCUUCUUGGUGAUCUCAAGAAAGAUGCCUUUCGAAAAACAGGGUGCAGGCCAUCUCUAAUUGAACCAAUCUUGGUUUCAAGGAGGGAACAUGUGUUCGGUAAGACAAGAUUCUCAACAGGAGUUAAAUUCCAAGAGAGAGGGCCGCUUCAUGAUAUCUCAAUUCAGUACAGCAGUGGGAUUAUCAACAACAACAACAACUCUGAUGGGUUUGAUCCAGAGCUAGAGAUAAAAUUAGAUGGGAAACUAGUCAUUCAUGUUAAGCACCUUCAAUGGAAAUUUAGAGGCAAUGAGUCCAUCCAAGUGCGCAAAACUAGAGUAGAAGUUUACUGGAAUGUCCAUGACUGGCUCUUUGGUUCUGGUCCACGGCAUGGUCUGUUCAUAUUCAAGCCAGUGAGUUUAUCAUCUUCUUCAUCAACAUCAGCUCCACUAUCACCACCAUCAUCAUCACUUUCAAUGCCAACACCAUUUUCAAUCCAGGAAGUGAAUUGUGCAGCAGGAGAGGAUGAAAAUUCAGGUGGAUCGUCCAGGUUUUGCUUGUUUCUCUAUGCUUGGAAAGUAGAGUAAGUGUUCAUUGCAAGGUACAGAAGUGCAGGUUUGUGAUCACACCAUGAUGAUCAUCAUCCUUCAAUCAGAUCAUCAUGAGUGAUGGAUACGGAUGCUGAUCAAUUAGAAGAAGAGAGAGAGAGUGGAUUGGUCAUGGGUGAGCAACGGAUGGGGCCGGAGAAAGCUGGAAGAUGGUCACAACUGGACAAGAUCGGACAAGCCAGAUUGGACUCACUAAUAAACGUCCAAUAAUUUCUUCAAUACCUCUAUAGUUCAUAAUGUUGAUUUCCAAUAUUAUUUUUUAUCCAUUUUCUCUAUUUUUUGUGUGUCAAAAAAUGAUCAGCAAGAUGUCGCAAAAGGAUGUUUGAGUCUGAAUCUGACAAAA